UUCUACCCUUGCGCUACUACAAAAUUACUAGCUCUGGCAUCAUCAAUUUAAGGGCUGAAGGGUGCGUCUUGGUGAUUCAGUUCCUCAUUAUGAUAAACCCCUUCAAGAAUCGUGCAAAAACCCUUGUUCCAUCUUAUUUUCUCUCAAAAUCCCUCAAUUUCUCAUCAAGCAAUCAACCCGAUAACCCGACUUCCAAAAACACUCUUGUUUGCACAGGUUUCUCUGCCAUCAACCCCAAAAGCACGCAUCUCUAUGCUUCUUUCUUUUGCACUCUCAUACACCUGUACUUAACAUGUGGCAGGUUCUCUAAGGCAACAGAAGCUGUCUUUGGCAUGAGAAAUUUCGAUGUCACUCUCGUUUUGCCCCAAUGGAACAAACUCAUUUACCACUUUAAUACCUCUGGCUUGGUUUCUCAGGUAUGGGCUCUUUAUACCCACAUGAUGUCAUGCGGAGUUUUGCCUAAUGUUUUCACUGUCAAUGUGUUGGUUCACUCUUUUUGUAAAGUGGGUAAGUUGAAUUUGGCAUUGGAUUUUCUUAGAAAUGUUGAUUUUGAUAUCGAUAAUGUAACAUAUAAUACUGUCAUUUGGGGGUUUUGUGAGCAAGGGCUUGCUUAUCAGGCAUUUGGUUUUUUAUCAUUAAUGGUGAAGAAUAAUAUAUGUAUUGAUUCUUACACUUGUAACAUACUGAUUAAGGGGUUUUGUAGAAUUGGAAUGGUUGAAUAUGGUGAGUUUGUUAUGGAUAUCUUAGUGAAUGGUGGGGUUUGUAAAGAUAUUGUAGGCUUUAACACAUUGAUUGAUGGAUAUUGCAAAAUUGGGGAAAUGAAUAAUGCCCUCAAAUUGAUGCAAACGAUGAGAAGUGAGGGAAUUCUGCCUGACAUUGUUAGUUACAACAGUUUAAUCAAUGGGUUUUGUGAAACAGGUGAUUUUGUUAAGGCUAAAAGUUUGAUCGAUGAGAUUUUAGGGUCUAGGAGGAAAAAAGAUGUUGAUGAUGGGAGUGUGAGUUUGGAGAUGAAUCUCAUUACAUCUACUACUCUUAUCAGUGCAUACUGUAAGCGGCAAGCACUGGAAGAAGCCCUUACUUUAUAUGAAGAAAUGGUUACAAAUGGGUUUUUACCAGAUGUAGUCACUUAUAGUUCGAUUAUAAAUGGUCUUUGCAAGUGUGGAAGGUUAGCUGAGGCAAAAAUGCUGCUGAAGGAAAUGAAAAAGAUGGGUGUAGAUCCAAAUCAUGUUUCUUAUUCUACUCUGGUUGAUUCUUUAUUUAAAGCAGGGAGUGCCAUGGAAGCUUUUUCUCUUCAAAGCCAAAUGGUAGUUGGUGGCAUUGCCUUUGAUGUAGUUGUGUACACCAGCUUGAUGGAUGGGCUUUUCAAGGCUGCAAAGGCCAGUGAGGCAGAGGAAAUUUUCGAGAUGAUUUCAAAGCAAAAUUUAGUUCCUAACUAUGUCUUCUAUUCAGCAUUGAUUGAUGGCCACUGCAAGUUAGGAGACAUGACAGCUGCAGAAUCCAUUCUAACAGAAAUGGAGGAGAAGCAUGUAUUUCCAAAUGUUAUUACUUAUUCCUCUAUAAUAAAUGGUUAUACAAAAAAAGGAAUGCUCGAUGAAGCAGUAGAUGUUAUGAAGAAAAUGCUGAGUCAAAAUAUCAUGCCAAAUGUUUUUAUUUAUGCAACCCUUAUUGAUGGCUAUUUUAAGGCUGGUAAACAAGAAAUUGCUCUUGAUCUUUAUAACAAAAUGAAGUCAGAGGGAUUGGAGGAAAACAAUUUUAUAAUUGAUAUUUUUGUGAACAAUUUGAAAAGAAGCGGGAAGAUGGAGGACGCUAACAGAUUAGUUCUUGAUAUGAAGUCUAAGGGCUUGUUGCCAGAUCUUGUUAACUACACAUCUUUGACAGAUGGCUUUUUCAAAGCAGGAAUGGAGUCAGCUGCUCUAAACAAGGCUCAAGAAAUGACAAAAAAGAACAUUCCAUUUGAUGUCAUUUCAUACAAUGUCUUAAUUAAUGGUCUCUUGAGGCUUGGCAAAUAUGAACUACAAUCUGUUUAUUCUGGAAUGAGAGAGCUGGGUUUAGCUCCUGACUGUACUACAUACAACACCUUGAUUAAUGCUUGCUGCAAACAGGGGAACUUGGAAAAUGCUUUUAAACUUUGGAAUGACAUGAAGCAUAAUGGAAUAAUGCCAAAUUCAGUCACUUGUAACAUUCUGGUUGCAGGGCUUUGUGAAACUGGUCAGAUUGCAAAAGCUUUGGAUAUUCUGAAUGAAAUGUUAUUUGUGGGUUUUCAACCCAACUUAAGUACUUGUAAGAUUCUCCUUGAUGCAUCGUCCAAGGGUAAGAAGGCUGACUUGAUAUUCCAAAUGCAUGAGCAACUUGUACGAAUGGGAGUCGAACUUAAUAAAAAAUAUUACAACACUCUUAUGACAAUUUUAUGCAGGCUAGGUAUGACUAGAAAAGCCAAAUCAGUGUUAGAAGAUAUGAGAAGAAGAGGAAUAAUGGCAGAUACUAUCACUUACAAUGCCCUUAUACGUGGACAUUGUGUUGGCAGCCAUCUAGGUGUGGCUUCUGCUAUGUAUUCUCAGAUGAUAAAUGAAGGAGUUUCCCCGAAUACUGUUACUUAUAAUCUCCUUCUAGGUGCUCUUUUGGCUGCUGGUUCAGUGAAAGAGGUGGAAGAUUUGCUUGGUGAAAUGAAGAAAAGAGGCUUGAACCCUAAUGCUUCUACUUAUGAUAUUUUGAUAUCUGGCCAUGCAAGGAUUGGAAAUAAGAAGGAAUCCAUACACUUGUAUUGUGAAAUGAUUACCAAAGGCUUUGUACCGAAAACAAGUACUUAUAAUCUGCUAAUCAGUGAUUUUGCCAAGGUAGGAAAGAUGCACCAGGCUAGGGAGCUUAUGAAUGAGAUGCAAGUGAGAGGAAGGCCCCCUAAUUCUUCUACUUAUGACAUAAUGAUUUGUGGAUGGUGUGCACUAUCUAAUCAAAUUGAACUGGAUAGAACGCUAAUAAUGUCAUACCGGGCUGAGGCAAAAAGACUAGUCAUGCAGAUGAGUGAGAAUGGAUUCGCACCCUGUGAAAGUACUCUUUCUUGUUUCAGUUCUACCUUUGCUAGACCAGGAAAGAGGGUUGAUGCCCACAGACUUUUGCAAGACAUGUACAAGAGCAAGAAAAUAUAAUGGAUGUGUAAAAAAAGAAGUAUGGGAACCCUUGUUACAGAUACCCAGCCACUUGAGCACUUCUGAAAUUGUAUUUUGAAGUGUGCAUUUCAAUAUCUCAUUGGGAUUCCUAGCUCUUGAACGCUUAGUAUAUGAUAUGCACUCUUAUAGUGUUUAUUCAUGAUGAUUAUUUAUAUUAUUUUCUGUUUGCUUUUAGCAACUAUAGGAUAGGGAAAAAAUCCCUGAAUUUCUUGUUUUAUUUUCUCCUAGUUUUGGCUGAUUUAAUUUAAUUGCUUUUCUAGUUUGUUGUUGUAAAACAUGUAUAAAUUCACCUUUUACUAUUGAAUAAAAUUAAGCAAGAAUUCAU
Mangifera indica (mango) is the source of this 3489-nucleotide messenger RNA. Its product is annotated as pentatricopeptide repeat-containing protein At5g14770, mitochondrial. The transcript has a single exon. Gene Ontology annotation, molecular function: protein binding. The record is from RefSeq and is a predicted model, not a curated record. Bases 90 to 3143 code for a protein of 1017 amino acids. Lineage: Eukaryota; Viridiplantae; Streptophyta; Magnoliopsida; Sapindales; Anacardiaceae.